AUGGCCGACGCCGAGCAUGAACGCGCUGAAGAGCUAGAGACCAUCACCGCAAUCUACCCCGAGCUGAUUGUCGACCCUUCGAACCCAUUCGCCGCCACUCUACAGCUCCCUGUAGCACCUACGCCUCCACUAAAUGUACGAUUCGUCCCAGCCAAGGUGCCACCAGAGGAGAGCUACGCAAAUGCUGCCACAGAGGGCGGCGCCUACAUCGAGCGCGAUGUAGAGCUCUCGCAUUUGCCUCCGCUCACUCUGCGGCUGGCACUUCCCGAGCGUUAUCCAGCAGACGCUCCACCAAAGGUCAUGCUCUCGACCACCUCAGACUGGUUGGUUCAAGAGAAAGUCGCGGAACUGGAAAUAGAGGUAGCAAAGCUUUGGGAAGAGUACGGGCACUGUCAGAUCUUGUUCUCCUACAUCGACUUUCUGCAGCAGGCCGCCGAGCGAGGCUUUGAUCUGAACCAGAGCGCGGACGGCUGUCUUGUGCUCCCUGCAGACCGGGAACAGCAACUGGUUGAAUUCGAUACGAGAACGAAGCAGGAGACGUUCGACGCUGGCACAUACGAUUGCGGAGUGUGCUUGGAACCAAAGAAAGGCUCAGCCUGCUACCACAUGAAGCGCUGCGGUCAUGUCUUUUGCCGACAGUGCCUGCAGGACUUUUACAACAAUGCCAUCACGGAAGGCGAUGUGGCUGGUGUGAAGUGUUUAGAUCCCGACUGCGGGUCGAAGGACGCAACUGGGCGCAAGAGGAAGGUCAUGAAAGAAAGGACAAUACAUCCGCGAGAGCUUUUGGCUAUGGGCGUUGAAGAGAGCAUGGUACGGCGAUACGUCGAGAUGAAGAGGAAGAAGAAGCUGGAGGCGGACAAGACCACAGUGUACUGUCCACGGACCUGGUGUCAAGGGCCUGCAAAGAGCACCAAGUAUCCUCCCAUCCCAGCUGACCUCACCGCCUACAUCGACAAUGAGAUCUCCGACGAGGAGAGCGAAAGCGGUGAUAUGCCUGAAACCCCCAAGACGAACGCCAAGAAUGUUCCACCAGACCCGUCCGAUCGACUGGCCGUGUGCGAAAAGUGCUCGUUGGCAUUCUGUAAGGUCUGCUACAUGGGAUGGCAUGGUCCGUUUGCUCGCUGUUACCCGCGUGAUCCUAACGAGCUCAGUGCGGAGGAGAAGGCGAGCUACGAAUACAUCCGCAAGAACACAUCGCCUUGUCCGUACUGUAACGCACCGGUACAAAAGACUAUGGGUUGCAACCACAUGAGCUGCUUCCAGUGCCGCACUCACUUCUGUUACUUGUGUGGCUCCUGGCUCGAUGGCAACAACCCAUAUCAACAUUUCAACAAGGCAGGUACGGGCUGCUACCAACGGUUGUGGGAGCUUGAGGAAGGCGACGAAGGUCAAGCACCAGAGGACGGGAGAGGCUUCGCAGGUGGUAGAGGCUGGGAGCAGAUGGCAAUUGAUGCGGCUAGAGAGGCAGAUGAAGCAGAUGCCCAGGCUGCUGUAGUACAAGCACAAGCUGAGGAGGACCAACGGGCAGCGAUGCCAGCAGCACCUGAUCCUCCAGCUAACCAAGUUCCGCUAAUCGUCGCCAUGGCGCAUAUGCAAUUCGAGGAGGGAGCCGCCGGCAACGAACAGAUUCCCGCCGCAGCGCCACAACGAGGCCUACGAAGGCCACGAAACCCCUUCCCAGCCAACCCUCGAGCCAACGGCGCCGCCCAAGCCGUGCGCAACCAUGAGCGCGGAGCCAGGAGACGUCCGCCCGCUGCCAACGGCGCAGCUGGCAGGGGUGCGGGUGCUGGUGGAAGGCAGGAUGAGGAGCAGCGACAGCAAGCUGAACUGCAGCGCUUCUUGGCUUUGGCGCAACACGAUGAGGAGGACGGUUGGGAUUUUGACGACUUGGGGGGAAGAUGA
Fulvia fulva is the source of this 1902-nucleotide messenger RNA. RefSeq names its product E3 ubiquitin-protein ligase itt1. The record is from RefSeq and is a predicted model, not a curated record. Gene Ontology annotation, molecular function: ubiquitin conjugating enzyme binding; ubiquitin protein ligase activity; zinc ion binding. Gene Ontology annotation, biological process: ubiquitin-dependent protein catabolic process; positive regulation of proteasomal ubiquitin-dependent protein catabolic process; protein polyubiquitination. Gene Ontology annotation, cellular component: cytoplasm; ubiquitin ligase complex. The transcript has a single exon. NCBI's taxonomy places the organism in Eukaryota, Fungi, Ascomycota, Dothideomycetes, Mycosphaerellales, Mycosphaerellaceae. The coding region runs from base 1 to 1902 and encodes 633 amino acids.